Molecule: messenger RNA, 2466 nt
Organism: Cuscuta europaea
Lineage: Eukaryota; Viridiplantae; Streptophyta; Magnoliopsida; Solanales; Convolvulaceae
Source: the annotation of a GenBank genome assembly
CUAUAUCCUAAAUAAUACACAUAAACAAAUUAUAUUCUUUACUAUACAAAAGUUGACUUUUCAAACUAAUUGAUACUACUCCUAGGUACUCAUACGUACAUAUAUAUGUUCACAUAUAUGCGUAGAAGGGUAGAACUCAAUUACCUAAACCCUAAGCCCAGAUUGAUGCUUAUAUAUAUAUAUAUAUAUAUACACAUAUACUCCGUAGUUGAAAAACCUACAAACAUAUACUCGCCGCCCUAUACCAGCUAAACUCACGAGAGAAAAACGGCGAGGCUGAGAGAUGGCCUGGGUCGCGAAGGAGAAAAGAGGAGGGCCAGUUCCGCCGUGGAGAUUUAGAGCUGCGAGUCCGGACUGAUUUGCUACCCACUAGUAUGUAGAAAAUAUAUAUAAACACACCUAUACGAUUAUUCUGCUGCAAAGAGAGAGUAAAAGAGAAAGAUAGAUGAAGAAAACCGAAUGUUGUCGGAGGAGAAAUGGCUUGCCGGAGUUGCCGCCGGACUGGUCUUCGCGCCGUAGAACGAAGGAGAGAAUAUAAGGGCCGUCAUCUUCGCUGCCUCACGCUGCCGCAGGAUGAGCAACGCCGGAGGUAGACGACGAGUUUUUAGCCGACUCUUAACCACCUUGGUUACAGUUGACUGGCCGAGUGAAGACGACAUUGUUGGUUUCGUACAGAACUGCUGGAACGCGUCGCCGGUUCGCUGCACCGCUGCAAGACGACAUAUUCGUUGGAGAGCCGCUGCUGCCAUGGCCGGAGUUCCUCCCCGGUUCUUCGCUGCUGAAACAACGAAGAAGACGAUCCAUAUGUAUGCCUUACCGCUGCUCCGUGUGUAUGCCUUACUAGUGCUCUACAAGGUGAAUUUGGAGAAGAUCAAGAUAAAUGCUUCGAAUAAGAUUUACCGUGAAUCAAGGUAAGUUUUUCUGCCAAUCCAAAAUCGUUUCCUCGUAUUAUAUAUGUAUUAUGUGAUACGUGAUUUUAAUGUGAGUUAUGAUGUAUGUGCAUGAGAUUUUGAGAUUGUUCGAUCUGUGAUAUUUGAGAAGUGAAACUAAGUGCUUUUGGGUAUUAAAUAUUUUAUUUAAAUAUUUUCGAGCCAGUUUGAGAAAUUGAGGAAUAUUUUGAAGUAUAUUAAAUCAAGAUAAAAGAAUGAUUUCAUAAAAAGUGAGCACCACAGGAGAAAUCCGUGGUGUCGGUUUUCCACAUCCGGAUAAAUGUGGAGGGUGAUUAGAGCGGCUACUACUAAGAAGUACAGUUUGAGUAACUUUCGGAUCGAUGAUCCCUUUUAAGAAGGAGAGUUGUGGUAGUAGUAGUAGUUCCGACGUAAAAGGCCUGCUACUGCUAAGGGUGAGGAUAAGUUUUGAGUGAUAAUUGGAUCGAUGAUACCUUUUAAGAAGAAGUUAUAGUAGUAGUUCCUAAUGAUUCAAGAAUUUUAAAGAUGGGGUGGUUGGGUUCCGACCACUCGGGAUGACUUACUACUCGGAGGGCUUGGAAUCCCUUUUAGGGGGUGUGCACACUUAAGGUAGUCGUUUCGUUUCCGCAAGAGCAGUUGUGGUACCGACACUUGUUCGGGGUGGCCGUCCGUAACCACGGUCCACCGGACUCAGUCGAAAGGUUGAGCACCGCCCUUCUAAAUUACUAGGAAGGUAGUGAAAAAGAGAUUUUCUUAAGAAAUUUAAAGAGAUGAAUUACUAUGAUAUUUUCGAAGAGAAGUUGAGAGUUUUAGUAAAGAAGUGAUUUUGAGAAAAAUCAAAGAGGAGAGAAUUUUGGUGGAGUGCGUUAUUUUUAUAUAAUAUUAUAUAAAAAUCUAUUUUAGUCAAACCUGAUUAUUUUACGGGGUUGGGUAGUACUUACUUAGCUCUAAAGCUAAUUUUUGUUUUCUUUCUUUUGCUUUGUUUCUGCACUUUAUUUGUGCAGGUGAUGAUGGUUAUGUUGAUUGCUGAAUGCAUGCAUCUGAGAGCGAAUUAGAAGUUGCUUUAGUCAAAUCUAGUCAUGAAAUAAACAUUUAAUUAUUAUUACAUAAGUUUUUGUUGUUAUGCUUUGGGUUGCCUGUGCAUUCGGUUAAGAGAUGACUAAAUGUGGCGGUAACACCCGUUUUCCUAUUAAGACUUCCGCUGUAUCUCUCUGAUGUUUUCAAAUAAAGUUGAUAAUUCUUUUAAAUAAAUCAUUUUUUAAAUGUAUUUUUGGGCGGGAAAUUUAGGGGUGUUACAAAUUGGUAUCAGAGACCAUUGUUUUUCAAAAUCUUUUUUUAGGUUUUCAAAAACUAUUUCAAUUGACUUAAUUAUUUUUUUAAUUAGGAUUAAAGAACCCAAUUAGGAAUAAAGUUAAGGCAUAGGAUCGCGGUGAGACUAUGGGAUGCUUGAUUUGUUAUUAUUUAUGUUGGAUUAAUUUUGAUGACAAGAGAAUUAUGUGAAAUUAUGUGAACCUUAAUUGUUGCCUGAGAUAGGUGUAUUAGUGAGAAGAACUCUAGG